This is a messenger RNA of Sorghum bicolor (sorghum), 1831 nucleotides long. RefSeq lists its product as uncharacterized. The transcript is spliced from 3 exons. Bases 249 to 1271 code for a protein of 340 amino acids. Lineage: Eukaryota; Viridiplantae; Streptophyta; Magnoliopsida; Poales; Poaceae. The record is from RefSeq and is a predicted model, not a curated record.
CGGCGGCAGGCAGAGGCGGGCUCCCCUCCAACACAAGAAAAGGCAGGCGCGCCUUUUCUCGUCUCCUCCUUCCACCGACGGCGACGCCUCACCUGCACUGCACCCAACCUUCAUUCUCCUCCCUCCUCCACGCGCGUCGAUUUCCCAACUCCCAGAAUCCCGCUUUGCUCUGCUCUGCUCUGCGCGCCGAGAUCUGCCUGCCCACCACCCAGCGCCGCCCCGCGCUGACUUUUAGCUCGCGAGUCGCCAUGGGGAUCUCUCACCCUCUCUCCGACGAGUACGACGCCCUCCGCGGCGCCGUCCUCUCGCCGCAGACGACGCCUCCCUCGUCGCCGCUCGCCCACCACCACCACCUCCUGGAGCACGAGGUUACUCGGAUGGACACGCUCGCCGGCAUCGCCAUCAAGUACGGCGUCGAGAUAUCUGACAUUAAGAGGGCAAACAGUUUAGUCACUGACAGCCAGAUGUUUGCACACAAAACGUUGCUCAUACCUCUACCAGGAAUGCCCAUGCCAUCCUCUGUGAAGCUGAAUGGUUCUGAUCAAAAAACGAAAAGAGCAUGGGCACCAAACCAUCGGCAGAACAGAGAUGCUCUUGAUUCACUAGAUUCAUCCAAGUCUGGUCAGCAGGGGGCGUCACCUGCAAUGAGUACCCUGCAGAGAUACUAUGGCCUAACAUCUGAGAAAGGAAAUACCAUGAAUCUCAGCACUGAAAUGUCUGUGUACCAUAAGGGCGGCUUGCAGAGUAACCUCAGCGAAACAUUGCUCAAUCCUUCUGCAGCUCCAGGCACGAAUGAUACCGACAGAAGCUGCGAUUUUGAAGCACCAGCUAGUACUGGCUUUUCAGCAACAAACAUUGCCAACGGGACCAAGGGUGGCAUGGCAGCCAAACCAAAGCAAGACGGUUCGGUGCGGCGGCGACAGAAAGUGGAAGCGGAGCCUAACACAACGAACACCCAUGAUGAUUUUUUAGCAGAUCCAAUUAAGGCGAUCAAGAGUCUGUUGCCACGGCCAGUUUCCAGCAUCCGUCUAAACAUGGAUACAGGCAGCCCAGAUUCCAGCCAGAAGACCAGCAUGUCGUUCCUUAAUGGGUUAAAAUCUGUGACUGUGAGGAAGUCGCCGAGCGCACCAAGCUUUGUAGAUGCGGAGAAUGGAGUCUCAAUGUGGUCGAGUUCAAAGUGGACCUUCAACCAUGACUCCUUCACCCGACCGUUGCUUGAUGGCCUGCCCAAACCAGUGUCAGCUCGGAGGACCAAAACUGCAUUGGACUGAACUGAAUGGAAGUCAGUACUACGUACAGGUUUGGGUACCAUGGUUGCUACACUGAUCCAGCUUUGAUGAAUGGUGAACCGUGCUGUGAUUAGUGGAUAAUGGGUGGCAACGAAAGAGGUGAUUUGGCAGACCAUUUCUGCUGUGUCAGUGCGAUGGUUACACUGCAGAUUACGGUGUAAAAGUGUGCAGUGCAGCACAUUACUCAACCGUCAGUGCCAGGGAAGCGACGGCUACAGUAUAUGAUCCAUCCAUCAUUUUUUUUCCUUUUUGAUUUGCCUUGCUCGUCUGUAGCUCUGGUGUUAGCACAAUCGAUUGACUUGUACUCCUACAAAAGAGUUGGUACGCAGCAAUACCAUGGAGCCUAGCUAGAUGUAUUGUAUACAUUUCGUCAAAAAAAAGAUGUAUUGUAUACAGCAUGUAUGCAUGUGUUGAUGGAAUGAAUCGUAUCCCAUCCCAGGCAGAGCUACACAUUGAUACAUACUGAACCCUCUGAUCUAUACCUUGUAAAGGUUCUAAAGUUUCUUUCACAUACAAGAUAUUUUUGCUUUUCAUUUUCAUCA